Molecule: messenger RNA, 718 nt
Organism: Pecten maximus
Lineage: Eukaryota; Metazoa; Mollusca; Bivalvia; Pectinida; Pectinidae
Source: RefSeq, a predicted model, not a curated record
GUGUAUGUACAGAGCCGACAACUCCUGAAUAUGGAUUUCCUCUGACGGAGUCGAAAGCGUCAUACCCAACAAACGCUACCUAUGAUGUGCUCUGCCUACCAGCAUACACUAUAACGGGGGAGGGAACUCUUACAUGUCUUAGCACGGGGAAUUGGAAUAAUGACCCACCCACCUGUACACCAUCAGAGGGUACAUACCCUUGGUGGCUUCUUCUGGUGCUGGUAGUGGUUGUCAUCAUUCUCAUACCCUGUAUUGCCCCGAGGAUCAUCUUCUGUUGCUGUUGCAGGAAAAGCGACGCUAAGGCAGGUAAAAACAACGACGGUUACAAUCACGAACCGGAUGAAGAAAGUGACGAUGAGUACGAUUAUGAAAGUUGGGGACCGGCGGAGGAAAUGACGGAUUAUGGUAGGGGCAAGAGGACCAAUAUGGACGUCAUGCACAUGGUCCAUCCUAAUAUGGACAAACAUCAGUUCGCGAAGGCUACUAAGAAUGCCAACUUCUAACGUACCUCGGUGGUUACCUUGAGAACGACAUCAAACUUUCGAACUCAACAGAGUGAAUAUUAUUUGAAGUGUGGUACACAAAUACCAGCAAAUUAACAAUAUAUUUACAUGUAGGAGAUAGUCUCCGGACAAAAUAUUAAAUAGUGAAAUAAACAAAAUGCAAUAACUUCUGUAAGAUUAGUUGAAUAAAAAUUCCUUUCAGUGAAACACAACUA